ACAUUUUGGCCGAGUACCACUAAAUAUGGCUGCGCCCAUGAACAUGAUGAACCGGGACAGUUGAAUGUCAUAAGAAACUAGCCCUAUCAACAGUGAUCGUCAGCGUCAGUCAGCCAGUAACCAUGCGUUUAUCAGGUCUUCAGCUCCUGCUGCUAUGCAUUGUGGGUGAAUUCCUGGGACUGGACAUCUUCUUGAAGGGGUUCUUUCCCGUUAAGAAAGCCGUGGAGGGCUAUGCAACAUUCAACAAUUUACCCAGGGAGCCAUUGGAAAGCAUGCCAGCAAGCGAGGGCCUCCCAUCAGAUGAACCAGAUUCUGGUGUUGCUCCGAUCGGUCCGGUUUUCGGUCGCCUCGUUGUUAUCCUGAUCGAUGCGUUGAGGGCGGACUUUGUCUACGGAGAGCGCAAUAAAUACGACAUGCCAUAUACGAGGAUGCUCAUCGGCUUAGGUGGCACUAGGAGCUUCCUAGCAAGGGCACAUCCUCCAACAGUCACCAUGCCUAGAAUCAAGGCUCUGACGUCAGGAACGAUUCCCGGCUUUGUGGACAUCGUCCUGAAUUUGGACUCCACAGCCUUGGUGGAGGACAAUCUCAUCUCACAGAUGCAUCGUCAGGGUCGACAGCUCUACUUCUACGGCGACGAUACCUGGAUGAAACUCUUCCCAGGACACUUUGCCGAUGCUGAUGGAACCACGUCCUUCUUUGUUACUGAUUACACAGAGGUUGAUAAUAACGUGACCAGGCACAUCCAACCAGCCUUGUUCAAUCCUAACUGGGAUGCACUGGUCUUGCAUUACCUGGGCUUGGACCACAUCGGCCAUCUAGGGGGGCCAACCAGCCCGCUGAUCUCACCCAAACUCAAGGAGAUGGACGGGGUGAUUCGCACCAUUCAUGAAACCAUCAGAGAGCAGGACAAAUCCUUGGCUCUGCCCACUUUGAUCAUGCUGUGCGGUGACCACGGCAUGAGUGAUGCAGGAAGCCACGGUGGUGCAUCAAACAGUGAGACCAUCACGCCCAUGGUGUUCAUCAGCUCCGCCUUCAAACAGGUUGCAGAAGCGGCCACACCCCACCCUGAUGAGGUGUAUCAGAUUGAUGUUGCCGCCACCUUGUCCCUCCUGAUGGGUCUCCCCAUCCCCCAGAAUAGCCUGGGCGUGGCCGUCCCAACGAUGCUGGAGGAUAAACUCUCCGCUCGUCAACACCUGAGGGCGCUGCAGCUGAACGGCCAUCAGUUGAGCCAGGUGUUGAAGCAGAACGUGGACUCAUAUGAAACAGAUGAGGGUUACUUGGCCUACCAGCACGCCCUGCGCUCACAUGCUGUGUGGCUGUCCCACACGACAAACGGCUCCGGGAUAGACACACGGACCAUCUCUAGAAAAGCUGCGACGCAGUACGUGAAAGCCAUGAGACUGAUGAAGGACAAAGUGGCUUCAUCGCUGGCUAGAUACGACCUGCACGCCAUGGGGUGCGGGUUAGUCCUGAUGUGGCUGGUCUUGUUCCUGCUUUGCUACGGUGCCUCAUCACUCAGCAUCCCGUCCCAUGUGACCUCUGACCUCACACCGUCAUUCCUGCUCCUGAUUGGCUGUUGCCUAGCGGCAGGCAUUACCCAUGUUGCAUUGUGUACGGCAGCGGGUGGGGCAACCAGCGAGCUGCUGUGUGCACCCUCGGGCGGGGCAAGGGCGCGGUCAGUCACUCUAAUACUGAUUGGAGGAUCUCUGGCCGCCAUUCUGCUGUCAGCAUUGACCACGUUUGGCUGGUUGCGGCGGAUUCUUCAAAGUUUGACCGGCAUUUCUUGGUUUGAGAAGUUCCUCCUGGCAGGAACGGUAGGCCACACCCUAACCCUCGCCGCCAGCAGCUUUGUUGAGGAAGAACACCAGACCUGGUACUUCCUGACACUGACAUUCACCCUGGCAACCUCCAUCUAUGCAACAGCCUCCGCGAUUGGCCAAUCCGGCGACAAGAUGGCCGCUAGAGUUGCCAUGGGGACUGCGGCAGCUCUUGUUGUCAGUCGGUUGCUAAGGGCGUGGAACCAGACGGGAAUGAAGUGGGCCGACCAACCUGAUAUCGGAGACUGGUUGGUCAGACCAGAAAACAAAGUCAGCCUGUCCGUUCUGACUUGUUCGUCCUUCGCAAUCAUCUACAUCGUCCGUUGCUACGGGAGACCCAACUACAGAUUACUAGCUGCACUACUAGGUGCUUAUCUCUAUCGCUACGCAACGGGGGCUGUUACUUUGCCAGUAGCGCUUCCAACUUCACAAAAAGGAACCUAUGAGGCGUGGGUAGUCUACUCUCUUGUAAUCAUUUCGUUGGCGCAUUUUGUUGUCAAAUACGCCACACUAUUGUACGGCCCCCGGAACCAGACUAAAACUGAGCAAACGACCACCGAUGACCAGACAGCGAACUCACUAACCACGGAACCAAAAAAAAAAAAUUCAAAAGAUUUCAGCCGAAUCUUGAAAGAACUUUGCGACAUUCACGUCAUGUUGAUGGCCUUGUUGCUAAGGCCGCACAACAGCGGUGUUGUCGCCAUGUCGGUGUUACUGCAGCAUUGCAUUGUUGGUCUGGUGUUACCGUGGUUACGGCUGAGAUUGUGGGCUGUUACCCUGGCGCAUAUAUGGAUGGGACAAGCUGCAUUUUUUGCUCAGGGUAAUUCCAAUAGUUUAGCCACUGUGGAUAUUUCAGCUGGAUAUGUAGGUAUGAGUUCCUACAUCCAUUCAGUAGCUGGUCUACUAACAGCAAUCUCAACAUAUGCUGGGCCUAUGCUGUGGCUACUACGUCUACUGGUCUACAUAACGGAACAUCACUACACAAAUUACCGAUCUGCUUACUUGGAGGUUGCGCAUACUCUGGCCCUCAGCCGCGCCCUACCCCUUGCCAUCUAUACUGGCCUCGUCACCUUACAGCGAUAUCAUCUGUUCGUCUGGAGCGUCUUCUCUCCAAAACUUCUCUACCAAACCAUGAACACUUAUGUCGUGAGCGGUGGGAUCGUGCUGGUACUGGUGCAUUGUGGGAUUGCAAGAUGGUUCAGGCUCCAAGAACGGUGACAGUAGGGAGGUGGAAGUGGGCCGGGAAGGGGAAGGGGGUGGUGGGGAGAUAUGAGUGAAUCCCUCCCCCCUCGCUUCUUUCCACAAAUUGAAGCAUGCAAUUCCAGCACUCAAAAACAGUUAAUCGACUGUUUUCAACUGUUAAGAGCUCCCUGCCUAUAUAUAGCAGGAAUGACUAGCUGUGACUGUUUAUGUAAAACACAGCUUUGCCUUGUCACAGUAGAUUGAUAAGCCAGCUGUGCUGGCCAGUUACGUUCUGUGUCUGUUGAUGGAAUUUGACUAGUCACAGUGCUCACCACAUGAAUGAUCUGACUGUUGGUGACUAGCCUGUGUAAAAAGGCACAGCAGAGGAAGGGUAUUGAAUUUUGUGACUGCCUGUGACAGUUACAAAUAAACAGGGGGGUUCAAACAGUCCAACUAAAAUCAUGAGCGCAUAAAUUAACAUAAUACAAGAUCAUGACAAGAAAAAAUGGUAUGAGCAAAAUCAAGCUACCGAGGGCAGCAGAAGUCAAAUGUGCACGACAACUGCAUCGGCAAAGGUCAAGAGUUGUUGACCUUUCAAGGGUCAAAGGUCAGCUUGAGCCAAGCCCCAUUCCAUUACACCAGUUCCUUGUUAAUUUGUGGGUGGGUGAUAUGACUUUUAUCGGCGACCAUAUUAACAAAAUGAAAACAAGUUCUAUGUACGUUUCCCUAUUGGAUAUUGGUUCCCAUCCACUCCGGAACUCGGGGAAUUUGGGGAAACCACCAAAAAUCUGGGAAAAACUCAGGGAAUUUGAAGGGAAAAGUUUUUGCCAGUUUGGCAUAUAAGGGGAGAAGGGAGGCCAUCUCUUGUCAGUAAAUUGCCUUUGUAUUUUGCAACCACCUCUUGACUUCCCAGCAACCUCGUUAUAAGUGAAAAUAUUUCUCAUCGAAUGUUGGAAAUAUACACGAGUGUGCUAUAAAUUUCUUUCUUUGUUAUAUUUGUGUACACUUUAUUUUAAGCUAUGCAAUAUAGAAUGUGUUUAACACUUUUAAACUACUUGGUUGAAUUUUCAAAAAAAACUUUACACAAUUUUUUGUUAUCAACUUUUUUUUACCAAAAAUGAAAUACAUGUUAAUGUAAAUGAAGAGUGAUUGUGCCUUUGAAAAUCGACAUCUUUGUAUUUUUUGUUAGUAAUUAUAAUUUUUUUCAGUUCUGUAUUUCAAUAACUAAAAUGCUACUGCCGACUUUAUAUAUUUUUUCCAGAAACGAUUUCUGAAUUAACAUUCCAUUCAUGUUAAGCUAUGCACGCUUGGGGUGCCCUUAAAACCAAUUAACCCACGCCUCACGAAAAUUUUUGCAUAUUCAAGUCUUAGGCCAAAAAAAAAAAA
Patiria miniata (bat star) is the source of this 4385-nucleotide messenger RNA. Its product is annotated as GPI ethanolamine phosphate transferase 2-like. Bases 123 to 3035 code for a protein of 970 amino acids. The transcript is spliced from 14 exons. Gene Ontology annotation, biological process: GPI anchor biosynthetic process. Gene Ontology annotation, cellular component: endoplasmic reticulum membrane. The record is from RefSeq and is a predicted model, not a curated record. Lineage: Eukaryota; Metazoa; Echinodermata; Asteroidea; Valvatida; Asterinidae.